Molecule: messenger RNA, 2445 nt
Organism: Penaeus vannamei (Pacific white shrimp)
Lineage: Eukaryota; Metazoa; Arthropoda; Malacostraca; Decapoda; Penaeidae
Source: RefSeq, a predicted model, not a curated record
GUAAGCGUGUUCUGGUGCCGAGACCUACUAUUCCGACGUGGUACGCCAUUCCCAACUUUAAAGCAUAAGGCCAGAAGGUUCAGUAACACUUAAUCAGACUGAGGAUUCUAUUUAUACAAACUUUUGCUUGUAAGCUCCGUAUACGCGGAAACUUACGCUAUAUUUGGCACCACAAAUUACCGUGGAUUUAUCGAGUAAUUGUUUCUAUGGAAGAUAAAACACGAGAGCAAUGUCUGCGAAUAUAAAUAUAAUGGAAGGCAAGCAGGCGUGGAUCGGAAUGGAGGAGGUCAAGUCAGCUGAUUGUCUUUACACCCGUUUUACCAUCAAAACUUCUACUCCGCCGCUAUACCCAAUGCCAAUACCGCGUGCAGAUAAGCCAAGUCUUCACAUGUUCGCAAGGAAGGAAUACUUGCGGGAAAAUCGGCGCCAGAUCGUGUGUUAAAGGGAAAAAGAGAGCUCUUGGCCUUGAGUGAGGGAGGAAGAACAUAAACAAAGAUCAGGUGGGGGAACAGCUGAGACCUUCCUUGACGUUUCCCUAUCAAUGCUUCGAACCCACUCGUGGCCCAUGAGUAUUUAUUGCAAAGACUGUAAUGAUCCACAAAGAGCUUAGUGAUUCAUGUUUUAUAAAAGGUCAGUUUGAACUCCAUCCUGAACCCCAGUGCUAAGUGAGACUUGAUGGAAGUCCGGUGUUGGAAGUGACACGGGAUGCCUUAGGGAGUGAGGCAGGAACCUGUUGUGUAGAGAGAAUGGACAUGCUACACGAGGGUUUCUUCUAGGAAGGAGACCCAGUGCUGAAACCUCUUUAGGGUAUAUAGUGAUACCUUUCUCCAUGCUAAUUUAAGUCACAACAUGAGGACAUCAGGGAAAUUAAGUGAACUCUCAGGUUGCUCCAUUAAAUACUUGGAGCGAAGAGCCUAUCACUCGGCAAGGUCUGACUGGGGUCCUAAUGUGGCCUCAGCAGCUUUUCUUUCGAGACGAUUAGACUCAUCGAGAAACUUAUAUCGCAAAGACUUAUAUGCUCAUUAUGGCUGUGUUAAUGCAAUUGAAUUUUCGAAAGAAGGAGACUUACUUGUCUCAGGUGGCGAUGAUCGGCGAGUAUUAUUAUGGAAUGUGGACAGCGCUCUAUCAGGAGCCCGUCGCCCAAGAGCCAUGGAGAGUGAACACAGUAGUAACAUAUUUUGUCUUAGCUUUGAUUCUUCCAAUUCCAAGAUUUUCUCAGCAGGCAAUGAUGAACAGGUCAUUGUGCAUGAUCUGAGAACAGGGGAAACAACAGAUGUAUUUCUGCACCGAGAGGCUGUGUAUGGAGUCUCUGUUAAUCCCUCCCUAGAUUCUGUGUUUGCCAGUGCUGGGGAAGAUGGCCAAGUUUUGCUGUAUGACAUGAGGGAAUCAGCUGCUACAGAUCCUGUAUGCUUGGCUCGCUACCAUGAUGCCUUCCAUGCUGUACAGUUCCAUCCAGUAGAACCUGUGUUUGUAGUUACUGCAAACUCUCGUGAAGGAGUCUCCCUAUGGGAUGUGCGCAAACCAAGGGUACCUGUUUUGAGAUAUGGAGAAAAAAGAUGUGCCCAGUCGUCAAUGUGUGCCAGAUUUAAUAGAACGGGUAACCAGAUAAUAGCUCUACGUAGAAGGCUACCUCCAGUUCUUUACAAUACUCACAGCUCAAAACCAGUUUGUCAGUUUGAUGCAGAACAUUAUUACAAUUCAUGCACAAUGAAAAGUUGCUGUUUUGCUGGUGAUAACGACCAGUUUGUCCUCUCGGGAUCAGAUGACUUCAACUUGUACAUGUGGAAGAUCCCAGGGAAUAAUAGUUCAGAACAUUUUGUAUCAGAGGCUCACAUGGUCUUAAAAGGUCAUCGUUCGAUAGUAAACCAAGUACGCUUUAACCCACAGAACUUCAUCAUUGCUUCCUCAGGGGUAGAGAAAAUUGUAAAGCUGUGGAGUGGACUAUCAUUGCCAGGAUCCAAAGGAAGUCUGAAAACGAAGGCAUCAGGAAGCUUCAUGACCAGAAGGGUGUAUACCCAUGAGGAAUACAUUGGGCUGGUUAUGGAGAGUGGUCAAGAUGUUAAUCAUGACUACAGCCAUGGGUGCACAGAUGAGGACCCCCGGAUGAUGGCUUUCUUUGAUUCCCUUGUCCAACGUGAAGUAGAAGGUUGGACUUCAAACACCGAUCUUUCUGAUGACAUUGAUAAUGAACCUCAGACUUCAGGGCAUGAUGAUGAUGACACAGAAACAACAACAACUCAGUCAUCCCUUUCAGUUGUUACCUCACAAUCUGAUGACAAUGAUUCAGAAACAAGUAUGAAUGGAAAUGACAGUUUCAAUGUUUCACCAAGACAAAGAUUAGAUUCGUCCGUAAACAGAAGACAAACACAAAAUGAACAGCAUAAAGACGAGGAUGAUGAUGAUGACAAUGACAAUGAGGAAGAGGAAGAAGAGGAAGAUAAUAAG